This is a messenger RNA of Aspergillus homomorphus CBS 101889, 1816 nucleotides long. RefSeq names its product ESCO family N-acetyltransferase. The record is from RefSeq and is a predicted model, not a curated record. The coding region runs from base 143 to 1372 and encodes 409 amino acids. Gene Ontology annotation, biological process: mitotic sister chromatid cohesion. The transcript is spliced from 2 exons. NCBI's taxonomy places the organism in Eukaryota, Fungi, Ascomycota, Eurotiomycetes, Eurotiales, Aspergillaceae. Gene Ontology annotation, molecular function: protein-lysine-acetyltransferase activity. Gene Ontology annotation, cellular component: nucleus; chromatin.
CGACUCCCCUCCCUCUAUAGCUUUGGCCCCCCUUCCACCUUCAAUUUUAUCCCUCCCUUCAGCUUCUGCUUUCCAGCUCCCUUUCCAAACGCCAUAGAUGAUUUCCCUCGCUUGAGUGUGUCGCUCGAUUUAAUCCAGGGAGAUGCCGUGGACUGUGACAAAUUCAUUCAAGCGAGGUCUUAUGAUGAAAACUUACGGGCGUCCGUUGUGGCGCGUCUAUGACGACGACCAGCGGCCCGCCGCCAAAAAACGACGCGUCGCGUUAUCCGGCUCCGAUUCGGACGAGGCGGAGAACAGUAUCCAGUAUGCUAUCCGAGAAUCGUCCGCAGCCGUGUUAUCCAGCCCGUCGCGUCGCAACUCGAUUGUGCUCUCCGAAGGCACUCAGGAUGAUGACCUGUCGACGCCUCCAUCAUCGCCUCCGCCCCGUCUAAGCCCCCCACCAGCUAACACGCGAAAGCCAACUUUUGCUUUUCUCAAACGCAAGCACACUGCCACCAAAGAUGCUGCCGGUAACAGCACGCCUCUAACCGAGGUCAACUCCAACAGCGUGCGCGCGUCGAUGGACCCCCCGAAGAAAAAGACGGCGGCAACCCCGACGACAACGCAACCGCAACAGCCGAACGCCCUGAAGCAGAUGCAAAUUGACGUGGGAUGUGAGGUGCGGCGGACCUGUGGAACCUGUGGCAUGGAAUACAUCCCUUCGAACGCCGAAGACUCGGCCACGCAUAAGAAGUUUCACGAGAUGAACAUCACCGGGGUGGAUCUGGGCAAGGCCUUCAUGCGCUCCAACGCGUCGCGCUGGGUCUACGAAGCUAUCCGUUUCGACGAAGGAUAUGUGGUCAUUGUCGAUCGCAAAGCUACCCCGACGGCGAAGAACCAGGCGAAGAAGGUGCUCGAGGUCAUCGGCAAGGAGCUUUCCUCCCCCAUCAUUGAAGACGAAGUAUUAUGGAGUCAGACGGAGCCACCUGCUCAUCUACGCAGAAACGGCACGACGGAGAAGAUCGAUCGUUACAAGGUGUUUUUGCACAUGAAGGACAGUCGCUGCGUGGGGGCCUGUUUGACUGAGCGGAUCUGGGAAUCCCGACCGAUACAAAAAUCCUCCGAGCCAGCCCCAGGCACCACCGACUCCUCCGUCACAGUUCGCGAUGAAACUCAUCCGGCCAUCGUGGGGAUCUCUCGAAUCUGGACCUCGGAAGCUUCACGUCGCAAAGGAAUUGCCAUGGAUCUAUUGGAUUGUGUGGUGGUCAACUUCAUCUACGGCAUGGAAAUCCCCAAGGAACAGAUUGCCUUCAGUCAGCCGACCGCGAGUGGCAAAAGUCUGGCGCAGUCCUUCUUCGGCACCGACGAGUGGCAUGUUUAUGAAGAGAAAUGAACUCUUGAUCGAAGAACGGCCGUGACAACUGGGCAAUUUGUCGCACCGAUGGAUUAUCUUUUACCUCUCUAUUUUAUUCUUUACUUGUCUUCUUGAUACACGGGCGUGUUGAUACCCUGCUUUCUCGGGCAUUGACCUUCGAGGAAGCCCAUACUGUGAUGACCAUUUAUUACUAUUACUACUACUACCUCCUGUACAACUGACGGUGUUUCAUUGGAAGGGUCUGUUGGGUUCUUGCGUUUUGUGUUGGUUCUUGCAUUCCUUCCUUUGUUUUUUUCUUCUCUUCAUUGUAACAUAUACCUCUUUGGAUUUAUUUUUCUCAUAACCAUGGCAUCAUUGUUAUCUCUUUUGUUAGUUUCAUUGGACUGGUUGAACGGUCUUUGAGGAGGGUAGAAUGAGCAUUACAGUGUCUGAUAUCUGAAAUAAGACGAAAGAGAUAUUGAG